This is a messenger RNA of Drosophila persimilis, 4260 nucleotides long. Its product is annotated as hemicentin-1. The record is from RefSeq and is a predicted model, not a curated record. The transcript has 17 exons. Gene Ontology annotation, molecular function: protein binding. Lineage: Eukaryota; Metazoa; Arthropoda; Insecta; Diptera; Drosophilidae. Bases 652 to 3660 code for a protein of 1002 amino acids.
GAAAACGCGAGCGUCCCAAGUGGAAAUGUAGCCCAAUCCGUUCGCUUCGGGGUAUCCAUCUAAAGCGGCCCUCGCACACACACACACACAGACACACACACAACCACUCGCACGCACUCUCGGGCUCGUACCCCUACAGGCGCCGCCGUGUGUCUUCGUAUAUCUCCAGCUACAGCUACAGCUCAGCGCAGACGGCGUGUCUGGGCCUCAUUAGAAGACUGGUCAGCAGCCCAAUCGAAAUGGGAAUCGGAAUAAAAUAAAACUAAGCAAAACCAAACCAAACAGAACAGAAAACAAGUAGAAAAAAGAGAAGAAAAUAAAAUAAAACAGUGGAUCCAUUAGGACAGAGCGCGAUGGAAUAUUGAAUGGAAUCAUUUGGCUAUAUGCACAUACAUUAGCAGCCAAAGGACAUCCCAAUCAUCCUCACUCGACGCCACUUCACUCCACUCCACUCCACUCCACUCCACUGGCUGGGCGUGCUAGUGCACGACGGCCGUUCUGACUGCGGAAAACAUGGAUGAAAAUGCGAUAAGCACUCGAUAAAUAUGAGCAGAGGCAGUGCCAGAGGCAGCGACAGACACAGAGACAGACACAGAGUCUUAACAAGCGACAACUUUCAGUAAACAAGAAAGCGAAGAGCAGAAGCCUAUCAUGCAUCCCGAGGCAACGAUCGAUAUAAUGUGCCAGCAGCGCAAGGAGCCACGUCCCCAUCCACCUCCCAGCCGAUGGCGGCGACUGAAGCUGCAUUAUUCGCUCGCCUGGAGCCUUGGCAUUGGCACGGCCAUUGGUCCGUUGCUCCUGAUGCUCCUGCUGGUUACGCUGGAGACCUGCCAAGUGCGGGCCUCCUACCUAGAGCCCGAUGAGCUCAUCCAGGAGCUGGACCGACCGGUGCCGCUGACAUCGGUGCAGGGUGUGCUGGGCCGGCAGGCCAUGCUUCCCUGCGACAUCUCGCCGCUGGAACGCGAUGACGCCGUGUACAUGGUGCUUUGGUUCCGCGAGGGCGAUGGCGAGCCCAUCUACAACUUCGAUGUGAGGGGGCGGCAGUUCGGCCAGGCGCGCCUCUGGUCCUCGCCGCUGGCCUUCGGGACACGCGCCCACUUCAGCAGCACCACCCACCCCGCCCAGCUGAAAAUAGACAACAUACGCAUCGAGGACGAGGGCGUCUACCGCUGCCGAGUCGAUUUUCGCAAUUCGCCCACGAGGAAUCUGAAGAUAAAUCUAACUGUCAUCGUGCCCCCAGACAGACCCAUCAUCUAUGGCCAGAACAGGCAUGAAAAGGCCAGCAAUGUGGAGUCCUUCAAUGAGGGCAACGAUAUUGUCCUGUCCUGCGAGGUCUCAGGCGGUCGACCGCGUCCCAAUGUCACAUGGUACUUGGACAACACGGCCAUCGACGAAUCCUUCGAACAGCGCCCCGAUGGCAAGACCAUCAACCACCUGUCCUACCCCAACGUGGGCCGCCAGCAUCUCAACUCUCGGCUCGUGUGCGUGGCCAGCAACACGAACCUGACGCCACCCAAUAACAAGGUCGUCAUACUGGAUGUGAAUCUGAAACCCAUGGCGGUGCACAUACUCACCAAGGAUCGCUUCGUCUCCGCCGAUCGUACCUACGACAUUGAGUGCAAGAGCUCCGGCUCUAAGCCGCCCGCUCUCAUCACCUGGUGGAAGGGCAGUAAACAACUCAAAAAGCUCACCAAGAACUUUAAUGAACCCGAUAAUCAAUCUCUAAGUAUACUGACGUUUACGCCCGGACGCGAGGACGACGGCAAAUAUUUAACAUGUCGGGCAGAAAAUCAAUUCAUCGACGGCAGCGCCAUCGAGGACAAAUGGCGUCUCAUUGUCCACUUCCAGCCCACGACAACGCUGAAGAUUGGCUCAUCCCUGAACCCGGACGACAUCAAAGAGGGCGACGACGCGUACUUCGAGUGCGUCGUUCAAUCGAAUCCCAAACCAUACAAGAUGUCCUGGUUCCACAACGGCAAGGAGCUGCAGCAUAACAUCUCCGCCGGCGUCAUCCUCUCGGAUCAGUCGCUGGUGCUGCAGAGCGUCUCACGUGCCUCGGCCGGUGACUACACUUGCCUCGCUGUCAACUCUGAGGGCAAAGGCCCAAGUAAUCCGGUCACAUUGCGCAUACGCUACGCCCCCAUCUGUGCUACCGACCACGAGGAGCUGCUGGGCGCCUUGAAGCACGAGACGCUGCCACUGAAGUGCGAGGUGGACGCCUCGCCACCCGCCGACUCCUUUCACUGGACCUUCAACUCGUCGGGGGAGCAAACCGAGCUGCCCGCUCGCCUGCACUCCACUGAGACUGGCAUGUCGCGACUGAACUACACGCCCAGCACGGAUCUGGACUAUGGCACAAUUUCCUGCUGGGGCAAGAACUCUAUUGGCAUGCAGAAGAGUCCUUGCGUCUUUCAAAUUGUCGCAGCGGGUCGGCCCUUUCCCCUGCAAAACUGUUCGGUGACCAAUCAAUCGGUGGACUCCCUGCAAGUCGACUGCAUCGAGGGAUUUGAUGGUGGCUUGCCUCAGGGUUUCAUGCUGGAGCUGGUCGAGUUAAACACCUUGCGAUUGGCCAGGAAUAUCACAGUUUCGCAUACUCCGGUCACUUUUAUUAUUGACAACCUGGACCAGGCUGCAACCUACCGGAUGGUAAUAUUCGCUGUCAAUGCCAAGGGUCGCUCCGAGCCCACCAUAAUCGAUGACAUCAACUUCAAGGGGGUGGCCAAGUUCACGGGUGCCUCGACGGGUCUCUCCAUGCCGCUGUCGCCGUUCCUGGCAGGUCUGACCCUUUUCUGUGGCCUCCUCUUUGCCAUCUUUUGCAUCAUGCUCGCUGCCAUCUACAGGAGGUUCUCUAAUCGGCGCACCGACAACAACCUGAAGGUUGCGAAGCACACGCAGCUGAGCAUUCCGGCGGACUGCCAGCUGGACCCACUGCAUCCGGGUGCGCACGGCGGGCAGCCGGAGCAGGGGAACCACCAGCCGCAUCACAGCCUCCUGCCCCUUAAUUGUGAUAAUCGCAACGCGGUCGACUGCGCCAACCUGGGGGAAGUAAGCGUUGGGGUCGGCAUGGACGGGGUCAAAGGGAGCUCUCCCAUCGGCCUGGUGGCCCUGGGCAGCGAAACGCUACGCUCGACGGCGCGGACCCGGCACAGUCCGCUUGCCGAUCAGGUCGAUAUAGACGACACAGAUCCCGAUGUUAUACCAAAUCAGUAUGAAAAACGUCCACUGAAAAGUCUGGUGUCGCCACCCGGCUUUGCCAGCCCCUCGACUCGCCUAAUGCAGCGCGACUACGUCCGGGAGACGGAGCUGGUGAAGGGCAGCUGCGAGGCAGUGGGCGCGCCGGAGGGACUGUCCAGCAUAGGGCUGAUGAGCAGUUCCGGCAACGAGGUGCUGCACUACACCUUUCGGCCCAGCAAGCAGAUCAGCUAUGCAACCCUCAAUAGGAAGGGCAUAACAACCUGUAGUCCACCGCUGGGCACGCAGAACUACAGUGUGAGCACAUCGACGCCCUCAUCCUCAUAUCACCUAACACCGCAGCCCAUGGAGGUCAGCCUGCUCAGUCCGAACCAUCCAUCGGUGACGUCCUCGCUGAGCGAAUACCGAUUUCGAACCGGGCCCGAGAUAGUCACCACUUCCAAUCGUAUACAGGAAAGUUGUAUAUAAACUUCACACACACACACACAAGUCACACGCAUCUAUACAUACAUCAAAUGCUACAUACCGUACUCGUACUCGUAUAUACCUAUACUUACUUCUGAGUGUACAAAAACAAAAACAAAAGCAAAAGCAACAUAUUAUCGAGAGCAAAGUGGAACUGUAUUAAUGCAUUGAUAUCGUACCGUAACGUAACGAAUAACGUAUCCUAGCAGCUAGACGUAUUUAUUCGCAUGGUUUGAGGAAAGACUUCUCCUAGCUCGUAAGCAUCUUGUGUACUUAUUGCAUUCAUCAUCGAAUCAAUGCCAAAAGUGUAGACGAAUACACUCGUUUUGUAAAUAGUUGUUGUCAUCUGUUGUUGUACCUAAGUCUAAUCCCAUGAACCGAACCUAAAGCUGAAUCUGCAACUAAAAACUCCCUCGAAAGUGAAACGGAAGCAGAAAUCGAAACAUUCUGGUAGAUCAGAAACGAACGAAAAAACUUCUAAAGAACAUAUCGUUUAUCUUUAUACCCAAUGCCAUAUCCGCACCCCAUGUCCCCAACCGAACAUACAUAUAUAUAUGUUUCUCCCGACAUGAGGUUCCAAACACGCUGUCAACUUAACAUAUC